UCUGUUAAUAUAGAGAGAAAAUAUUGACAGAAGAACUAAUCAGUCUUAUAAAAAUAAAGAUCAUAGGUUGAAAGAAUAUUUUUUAUGUUGAGAAUUUCGUUGUUUUUCGAGAUAAUUGUCAGAGAUAUUUAGAAUUUUUUUCUAAAAAGUAAGUUCGACAAAUUUGAUACGAAACUCACAGAGACCAAAGAAUUUGCCAAAAGAAAAAGAGUGAAUACCUUAUCCGACCCCUGACAAUUAUCUCGAAAGGACAACGAGGUUCCAAAAAAAAAAAACACCCAAUUCGGCCACUGAUAAUUUUUUUUGGGACUGAUUAGCCCCUGUGCCAAAAAAAAUAACAUUGAUUUUUUUUGGCACAGGGGCCUCGUUGUCCUUUCGAGGUAAUUGUCAGGGACCGGGUUGAGUUUUUUUUUUUUGUCAAGGGUCGGGUUGGAAUUUUUUUUGUCAGGGACCUCGUUGUCUUUCGAGGUAAUUGUUAGGGGCUGAUUUGGGUUUUUUCUCAAAGAAGAAUAUUUCCCAAACUUCUCCUAUCGACCGUUAGUAACAUAAAAAAGCAAAACGCUUUUGUUGUAAAAUAUCACGGCCCACCAAAGGCCCACGAUGAUACCCAACAAAAAAAAAAGAUAAACUAGCCGUUACGCUGCGCUUCCCAUACAAGUUUCUGAUCCUUUCAAAUCCCUAAUUUAUUGGCCCCUUUAUCCCUUCCGCUUUUCAAAAUCACUUCAAACUGCACACUCAUCACUGUUUCUUCAAGCGCCCAUUCCUCUUCCUCACCAAAAUCAGUUCCACACAAAUUGUUGAUCAGAACUAUCGCUCUUCAUUUCAAAACAAAUUGGACUGAAUUCGCCAUGGCCGCAAGAACGGUUACGAAAGACAUAAUCACCCUACGUGGUUCUGCAGCAAUUGUUAGCGAGUUCUUCGGAUAUGCUGCUAACAGCAUCCUUUACAACCGAGGAGUGUAUCCAGAAGAAAGCUUUGUGAAGGUGAAGAAAUACGGUCUCCCAAUGUUGCUUACUGAAGAUGAGGGUGUCAAAUCUUUUAUAGCCAAUUUAACUGCUCAGCUCUCUGAAUGGCUUGAAGCUGGAAAGUUGCAGAGGAUUGUCCUUGUUAUAAUGAGCAAGGCCACCGGUGAAGUCCUUGAAAGGUGGAACUUCAGCAUUGAGACCGAUAGCGAGGUUGUCGAGAAGGGUGUAUCAAGGGAAAAGAGUGACAAAGAAAUUAUGAGAGAGAUACAAGCAAUUAUGAGGCAGAUUGCUUCAAGCAUCACCUAUUUGCCUUGCCUGGAUGAACCUUGUGUUUUUGAUGUGUUAGCAUACACUGACAAGGAUCUUGCAGUCCCAUUCACUUGGAUUGAGAGUGAUCCAAAACUUAUUGCGAAUCCACAAAUGGUGAAGUUGCAUUCCUUUGACACCAAGAUUCACAAGGUUGAUACACUUGUAUCUUACAAGAACGAUGAAUGGGAUGAGUAAAGAGCCCCUUUUUGUGCCUUGUUUUUCUUUUUUUUUUCUCAGAUUCUGUGUGGUUGUGAAUUUUCUAUUCACAUUGUUUAGAUGUAUGUUGGUACUAACGUGGAUGUCAACAUAAUCACUUCUGUAUGUUGUAGCAGAAAUAACUGGCACAGUGGCACUAAAGUGGAGUGGGUAGACAAAUUUGCAUUACUUAUUUCAGAAUUUGUAGUUUGAUUAUUA
Molecule: messenger RNA, 1688 nt
Organism: Arachis stenosperma
Lineage: Eukaryota; Viridiplantae; Streptophyta; Magnoliopsida; Fabales; Fabaceae
Product: mitotic spindle checkpoint protein MAD2
Exons: 7
Coding region: 849-1469 (206 amino acids)
Biological process (GO): mitotic spindle assembly checkpoint signaling
Cellular component (GO): cytoplasm; nucleoplasm; kinetochore
Source: RefSeq, a predicted model, not a curated record